This is a messenger RNA of Cydia amplana, 634 nucleotides long. RefSeq names its product adrenodoxin-like protein 1, mitochondrial (gene Fdx1). The transcript has 5 exons. NCBI's taxonomy places the organism in Eukaryota, Metazoa, Arthropoda, Insecta, Lepidoptera, Tortricidae. Gene Ontology annotation, biological process: P450-containing electron transport chain; positive regulation of oxidoreductase activity. Gene Ontology annotation, molecular function: 2 iron, 2 sulfur cluster binding. Bases 96 to 599 code for a protein of 167 amino acids. Gene Ontology annotation, cellular component: mitochondrion. The record is from RefSeq and is a predicted model, not a curated record.
AUUCUUAAAAAAUGACGGAGAUUGUAUGAUAAUUUUCUAACCCCAACGUUUGUUUACUAGUUGUUUUUCAAUGCCUUGAAACAUUUAAUUACAAAAUGUUUCAGGCAGUUUUAAAGCGCUGCUUACUUCCGUCGAACUUGAAAUUGUUUAGUGUAGCCCGCUCAGCUACUAUAAGAAGAAUUCAUGUAACCCCAGCUUUAAAACACGGCGAAUAUGAGUGGCAGGAUCCCAAGUCAGAGGAAGAGGUUGUAAAUAUCGUAUACGUAACUAAGGACGGUAAAAAACACCCAGUAAGAGGCAAGGUCGGCGACAACGUGUUGUAUUUGGCUCAUAGAUAUGGAAUCGAAAUGGAAGGAGCAUGUGAAGCAUCACUAGCAUGUACAACCUGUCACGUAUAUGUCAAUGAGAACUAUCUGGACCAGCUACCGCCAUCUGAAGAGAAGGAAGAUGAUUUACUUGAUAUGGCGCCGUUUUUGAAAGAGAAUUCUAGAUUAGGUUGUCAAAUUAUACUAACCAAAGACCUGGAAGGCAUGGAACUACAACUACCGAAAGCUACAAGAAACUUCUAUGUGGACGGACAUACGCCUACACCUCACUGAGUCAAUGUGCAAACUUCAUGGUACUACAGGAUUUA